Messenger RNA from Entelurus aequoreus (snake pipefish), 6699 nucleotides. RefSeq names its product solute carrier family 27 member 4 (gene slc27a4). Gene Ontology annotation, biological process: response to nutrient; long-chain fatty acid import into cell; very long-chain fatty acid catabolic process. Gene Ontology annotation, molecular function: long-chain fatty acid transmembrane transporter activity; long-chain fatty acid-CoA ligase activity. The record is from RefSeq and is a predicted model, not a curated record. NCBI's taxonomy places the organism in Eukaryota, Metazoa, Chordata, Actinopteri, Syngnathiformes, Syngnathidae. Gene Ontology annotation, cellular component: microvillus; plasma membrane; endoplasmic reticulum membrane. The transcript has 14 exons. Bases 297 to 2228 code for a protein of 643 amino acids.
GGCUCUGCUGAGAACAUUAUAAGGUCAUUGGAAUUACGUCCGCUAGCGGCUUUUUGUCCUUUGCUAUCAGGCACAAUGGAGUUGGAAAUCAUAUCGCGGGUGGGGUUAGUGGACGGAUGAUGCUCGCCGGGGACAAGUCGAGAGAAUUUGACGAAGAGAGAGGGAGAUCCCGGUGCGUGUAUCCGAGCCUGCGCGUCUCCUAGCGCCGCUAUCAAGCCGAGCGUGAGACCGAGCAGCCGGCUGGCCUGUAAGCCGAUCUUCUCUGCACCUUCCAUGCUGUGACCGCCCGCACCAGGAUGCUACGACUAGCCUGCUGCACCGCCCUGCUGCUCGUCUUGAGGCUCAUGGCGUGCCUGCCCUGGUCCCAGGUCCUGCCCGCCACACUCAUCUUCUACCUGGGAAGCGGAGGUUGGCGCUUCCUGCGGAUCUUCGCCAAAACCAUAGGCCGAGACUUGCACGCGGCAGCUGUGCUGUUGCAAGUCAAGAUGAACGUCAAGCGUCACCUUCGGCAGAAGAACACCCUCCCCGCCAUCUUCGCCGAGACGCUGCGUCGCCACGGCGACAAGACGGCGCUCAUCUUCGAAGGCACGGACGAGAGGUGGACCUUCCGGCAGCUGGACGAGUACUCCAGCCGGGUGGCCAACCUGCUGCUCCAGCGCGGCUUCAAAGAGGGUGACGUGGUGGCCCUCUUCAUGGAGAACAGCUGCCAGUACGUGGGGCUCUGGCUGGGCAUGGCGAAGGUGGGCGUGGAGGCGGCGCUCAUCAACUUCAACCUGCGACUGGAGGCCUUGGUGCACUGCGUCACCAUCUCCGACGCCAAGGCGCUGGUCUUUGGCUCCGAGCUGGCUGACGCCGUGUCCCAGGUCCACUCUUCCAUGGGCCAGACGCUGCAGAUCUUCUGCUGCGGACCCUGGGACCCCAAACGGGUGCCGCGGGGUACCGAGUGCCUGGAGCCGCUGCUGGCCGCCGCCCCUUCGCACCUGCCCAGUCGACCUCAACGCUGCUUCACAGACCGCCUGUUCUACAUCUACACGUCCGGAACCACGGGGAUGCCCAAAGCUGCCAUUGUGGUGCACAGCAGGUAUUACCGCAUGGCCGCUCUGGUCUAUUACGGCUUCAGGAUGACACCGGACGACGUCUUGUACGACUGCCUUCCGCUCUACCACUCUGCAGGUAACAUCGUGGGCGUGGGCCAGUGUUUGAUCCACGGCAUGACCGUGGUCAUCAGAAAGAAGUUCUCCGCCUCUCGUUUCUGGGACGACUGCGCCAAGUACAAGUGCACCAUCGUCCAGUACAUCGGAGAAAUUUGCCGCUACCUGCUCAACCAGCCAGUCCGCGACACGGAGAGGCGGCACCGCGUGCGCAUGGCGCUGGGUAACGGCCUGCGUCAGUCCAUAUGGCAGGAGUUCAUGACACGCUUCCACAUUCCUCAGAUAGCAGAAUUCUACGGAGCCACCGAGUGCAACUGCAGCUUAGGCAACUUUGACAACAAGGUGGGAGCGUGUGGCUUCAACAGCCAAAUCCUGCCCUUCAUUUACCCCAUCAGACUGGUGAGGGUGGAUGAGGAGACCAUGGAACUCAUCAGAGGACCUGACGGCGUCUGCAUUCCCUGUAAACCUGGCGAGCCUGGUCAGCUGGUGGGCAGGAUCAUUCAGAACGAUCCUUUACGGAGAUUCGACGGCUACGUCAACCAGUCUGCCACCAGCAAGAAGAUCUCCCACAGUGUCUUCAAGAAGGGAGACAGCGCUUAUCUUUCUGGUGACGUGCUGAUCAUGGACCAGUACGGACACAUGUACUUCAAGGACAGGACAGGAGACACCUUUCGCUGGAAAGGAGAGAACGUGUCCACCACGGAGGUGGAGGGGACGCUCAGCAGGCUGCUGGACAUGAAAGAUGUUGUGGUCUACGGAGUGGAAGUACCUGGCGCAGAAGGGAAAGCGGGCAUGGCCGCCAUCGCUGAUCCCACACAGUCCUCAGACCUGGACAAGUUUGCCAAGGACCUGGACAACGCUCUUCCUCCUUACGCCCGACCUGUCUUCCUGCGCUUCCUCCCCGAAGUCAACAAGACAGGAACCUUUAAGUUCCAGAAGACGGACCUCCGUCACGAGGGCUUCGACCCCACGGUGGUGUCGGACCGGCUGUACUUCCUGGACUCCAGCAGGGGGCGCUACGUGCGUCUGGACCAGGAGCUGUACCGCUCCAUACUUUCAGGGAAACAUAAAUUGUGAGCGUGCCGUCCGCCCGCCCGCCUGCCACGUAGCCAGGAAGUGAAGAGGAAAGUAGUGUAAAUACUCUCUGGCUUACCUCAGCUCACAGCCACACUUGUUGGGACAAACAGACUUGGAGAAAACCUCAAAGGAGCUGGUGUUAAAAAAGUGCACUAAAAGACAACAACUGUUCAUGUUCCCUUCAGAAAAACACAAAUCACAGAGCUGAUAUGAAUCAAAACUCGCACCAAAUAUAUUUAAUGAACAUAUUUAAGGAUUAAUUUGUUAUUUAUGUUUGUCCUUUGCUAUGAAAACUAAAAGCUUUUCUUUAUUUUUUAAUCGUGGACAUUUGUGUGCUACAGAAAACACAUGGAGUUUAUUUUAAAGGAGUAUUAGAGCCACCAUGUGAAAAGACUAAUAUUAUUCAAACCUCUUAAGAAACCUUUUAUUGCUGCUAAUUGCUCCCAAACCUGACUUAUUGUGCAGUUCCCAGAGCUACAAAUAGAAUUACUGUAUUUUCCUGACUAUAAAGCGCUCAGAUAUAUAAGCCUCACCCACUAAAUUGAAGGAAAAAGAAACCUUUUUCCAUAUAUGUCGCACCGGACUAUAAGUGGCAGAUAUAUACUCGUUGUGAAAUGACUUAUUUACACAGAAAUAUUCUCUAAAUGUUUAUUUACAUACCUUCAUUGUUUCCAAUCAGUGUCUGUGACAGGGUAGUAAAACGGCUGAUCAAACCAAACAGAAGUCAUUGUCAUGGACCCACUAGCUGCGCAAGCUAGCUCUCCAAUCAGCGAAACAGACUCAAUAACUCCACGCUGACGUUUUGCUGAAUUUACUGAGGAAUUAAUGAAAGUGAAACAACACAAAAAGAAUUGUAAGUAAAUAAUACUAACACAGACAUUUGUAAACGUGUUAGCAUGUUAGCUAAUGCUAACGGCGCUAGCGUCAUUACAUUAAGACAGCAGCUACAAAUAUGCAUGAAAACACUCCUACAGACAUCACACAUGGAACGCUUUAGUAAGUAAGAAUUGUUGUAGUUAUAUUGUAAAACUUACAAACCUUGCAUGGAGUGAUGAAAUGCUCUUGUACUUCCGGUUGAAAGUUCAGUCUAAACAGAAGGGCAAUGAAGCCACUGCACCGCCUGCAGUGAGCGAAUUGGUCCAAAAGGUGGCGCCAUAGCACAAACAAUAAACACACCAUUUCAGUGUCUUGCUAGUAUUUGAUGAUUUGCAUUCAAGAAAAAAACACCGUUUUAUAAGCCGCAGGGUUAAAAGUGUGGGGAAAAAGUAGAAGCUUAUAGUCCAGAAUUUUCGGUAGUUCCAUGCAAAAUAUGUUAAUGACCUAAAUCUGAUUUUGACAAUAUGAGAGACAUAAUCACCUUUACACUCCUUUAUUCUGAGUGAUCAUCUCCUGGCCAAUACUACUAAUUAUUGCCAUUUUUUACCUCAUUUAGACAUUUUAAUGCCGGAGUCCUAAAAGUCUACUUCAAGGUCUUCCAGCCAAGUGUUGUUCAAAAGUGUUUUAAGUGUGUGGAAGACUCUGAAAUACUUCCAGAACAUACAUUUGUCAUCCAAAUCAUCGACUCAUUCAUGUGGAAGUUAACAUAGCAGGGCGUGGCGUGGGACGUAACCACGGUAACACCUACUUAGUGGAAGUUAACAUAGCAGGGCGUGGCGUGGGACGUAACCACGGUAACACCUACUUAGUGGAAGUUAACAUAGCAGGGCGUGGCGUGGGACGUAACCAUGGUUACGUAACCAAUAUUACAAUUAUUUGACAUUACAACCUUACUCUGGUUUUUAGUCAUAACAGGCCUUUUUUACUCAUUACAACUUUUAUCCUUACAUUUUUCAUUUUAUUCUUACAGUAUGACUUGACUUUUACAUUACCACUUUUAUUCUCCUAACAAUUUGACUUUUACAUUACCACCUUAAUUCUUACAUUGCGACUUUUCAUUAUAAUAUCAUGACUUUUAUUCCUACAUUACGACUUUUUUUUAUACAUUACGACUUUAAUUCUUACAUUAUGACUUAUUCUAACAUUACGACUUUUAUUCCUGCAUUGCGACUUUUUAAUAAAAGUCGCAAUUAUAGUAUUGCGACUAGAGAUGUCCGAUAAUAUCGGCCGGCCGAUAAAUGCUUUAAAAUGUAAUAUCGGAAAUUAUCGGUAUCGUUUUUUUUUUUUUAUCGGUAUCGUUUUUUUUAAUUUUUUUUUUUUUUUUUUAAUUAAAUCAACAUAAAAAACACAAGAUACACUUACAAUUAGUGCACCAACCCAAAAAAACUCCCUCCCCCAUUUACACUCAUUCACACAAAAGGGUUUCCUUCUGUUAUUAAUAUUGCGGUUCCUACAUUAUAUAUCAAUAUAUAUCAAUACAGUCUGCAAGGGAUACAGUCCGUAAGCACACAUGAUUGUGCGUGCUGCUGGUCCACUAAUAGUACUAGCCUUUAACAGUUAAUUUUACUCAUUUUCAUUAAUUACUAGUUUCUUUUUCAUUAAUUACUAGUUUCUAUGUAACUGAUUUUAUAUUGUUUUACUUUCUUUUUUAUUCAAGAAAAUGUUUUUAAUUUAUUUAUCUUAUUUUAUUUUAUUAAUUAAAAAAAAAAAGGACCUUAUCUUCACCAUACCUGGUUGUCCAAAUUAGGCAUAAUAAUGUGUUAAUUCCACAACUGUAUAUAUCAGUAUCGUAUCGGUUGAUAUCGGUAUCGGUAAUUAAAGAGUUGGACAAUAUCGGAAUAUCGGAUAUCGGCAAAGAGCCAUUAUCGGACAUCCCUAAUUGCGACAUUUAUUCCUACAUUAAGACUUUUUAUUCUUACAUGACGAUUUUUAUUACAUUACGACUUUCAUUCUAACAUUAUGACUUUUAUUCUGACAUUGCAACUCUUCCUGGUAACAUUACAACUUCAUUCUUAUAGAUUUGCAUUGCAGGUGGGUGAUAAUACUCCUUUACAAAUAACUUCAUUCUUUACUACAAUGUGUGUGUUUGAAGAAGAAUUAGUCACACAACACACACAUACACAGACACACACAGUUGAGAAAAUUUGUAAAAGUCCAUCUGAUGUUUGUGUGAUGUUUGUCAGUUUGUGAUGAGCGUCAUGGAGUUUUAGCAGAGUACUGUGCCUUACUGUCACACACACACACACACACACACACACACACACACACACACACACACACACACACACACACACACACAGGACAUUCCCCGUGUACGUUGUGUAUUUUCUAUUCGGCCACACGCACGUUAAAAACAUCUGAUCUAAAGCGCUCAAUUUUGUUGAGAGAUUAUCAUCACACUUCAACAUCUCUAACAGGGUCAGCGUUGCAAAUGUCUUCUUGAUUGUCUUACCCUGGAUGUAAAAACGCUACACGAACGUGUGGACUCGGAAGCAAAUGUUGAUGCGCUACAUUACCCAGAAGGCUUUGGAACAGGAAGUAGGCGUGAGCUACAGCAAUUGAAUUCAUCUGUUGCAAGGAGCCGAAAAUAUGACAAGACAUUUAAUAAAUAAAGAUAUGUAUCCAAUAUUGAAAAUCACAAGCAUAGUGCUUCUCACCUUCUUCAUCAAAGUGCUGGCACUUUGGCACUACGGUGGCCCUUCUUGGAGGCCUUUUCCUCCUCUUGGCCCAACACUCAGAGUUACGCAGUGCGCUUGAACGCCCCGCACAGAACAAACGCUACUCCCGACCGUCGUGUUCAGGGUCCUGUGUACACAUCAAAUGUACAAUCGUGUCCAAACUUCAAAUAAACAACACUUUCUGAGAUUCUUUGUUGAAAUGCCGCACAUAAAAUUCGGCGCGCAUCGAGGUGCUGUUCAAGCAUAAAAGGUCUUUUGCAUUUCAAAGACACUUUAGGAGAAGAAUAUGACGCGGUUAAAAAAAAGUCUAAUGUUCUUUGAACGCACCACAAACUGACACACGUCACAAACAAAGUAGAGUAGCACACAGCAAACCUACUUCCUGUUUACCUUCUCUCGGCCAAUGAGAGGAGAGAACAAUAUGACACGUGAUGGUUUAUGUUUGCUUUCUUUGGUCUUUCAUGUCCAUUGUCCUCGUCAAUGUUCUUAUUUCAUGUCCUCGUCAAUGUUCUUCUUUCAUGUCCUCGUCAAUGUUCUUCUUUCAUGUCCUCGUCAAUGUUCUUCUUUCAUGUCCUCGUCAAUGUUCUUCUUUGAAAGCACAGAAGUCAAAAGUGAAAUGUAUGAAGUGCUGUCAAGCUGUUAAUGAUGCUUCUAGCGACCACCAGGGGGCGUGUGACUUCAACAGCAGCGCACUUUCCAUUCGUCUUUUAUGACGUCAUUGUUUGUGCACAAAGCCUGAGUCAUAAAUUGUUUCCUGAUCAUGAAACUGCCUCUUAAAUAAUUGAUUGACAGUCUCGGAAAAAGAAGUGAGAGAUUUGAUGCGGCAUGACUUUUCACCACAAUCUGCCUGUGACUCGUCAUGUGCGAUACCGGCACCGCUGAUUGUCUUUCUCAUCCGAUACCGAGUACAAUUCAGG